GAAAAGAGGUCUUCGUUGAUAUCUCAUUUCUAAGUCCAGUGUAAACAGCAGAGUAUCAGUGUCCAGGGGAGCAGCCACAUCAAUGAUUGUUAAACUGAACAAAAUGAAGUCUCUGUAUGUACUGAUCUUCAUUUUAAGCGGCAAAGUUGUGGUUGGACAGCGGAGUCCUCUGAAUGACUACCACCGUUCCAAGGGAGUGCAGCUUCAGUUUGGAUCGAUUCGCAUAGAGGCGGUACCUAUGUCAGAGGAACAAUGUGCAGGCCAGUGUACCAGUGAGCUUCAGUGCAGGUCCUUUAAUUAUGACUUGCAGAACAAGGAGUGUCAACUUCUGCCCUGGACCAGUCACACUGCAAGCACAGAGCGAAAAAGACACAUCCAUGUUGAUCUGUACGAGAAGAAAGAUUAUAUGCGAGAAUGCAUUGUGAACAAGGGAGUCUCAUACAGGGGCACUGUCUCUAGGACCAAAAGUGGGAAACCUUGCCAGCACUGGAGCUCCAAUGUCCCUCACGAGCACAGAAACUCGCCCAGUCAAUUCCCAGAGAAAGGCUUGGAUCUUAAUUACUGCCGCAACCCUGACAAUGAUUUGGCUGGCCCCUGGUGCUACACUAUGGACUGGAACACUCGACUGGAGGACUGUGGCAUCUCAAGAUGUGACCAGGAUGUUUGUGUGAUGUGCAACGGUGAGGAUUACGCUGGCUUCAUGGAUCACACAGCAAGUGGACGAGAGUGUCAACGCUGGGAUCUCAAUUAUCCUCAUGAACACAAGUACCAGCCAGAGAAGUAUCCUGAAAAGAACUUGGAUGACAAUUACUGUCGGAAUCCCGAUGGCUCACCCUUACCCUGGUGUUAUACAACUGACCCUGCCGUGGAGCGUGAAUACUGCAACAUACAGAAGUGCAGUAAGACUCACAAGCUGAAAGAUGUGGAAAUCACAAAAAGCUGUUUCAAACAUCAUGGAAUAGGAUACCGAGGGAGGGUGAACCAAACCACUUCCAGAACCCCCUGCCAGCGUUGGGACGCACAAUUCCCACAUGCACAUGAAUUCACACCAGAAAAUUAUCAGUGCAAAGGGCUACAGGAGAAUUACUGUCGGAAUCCUGAUGGGUCAGAAGCCCCAUGGUGUUUCACAACUGAUCCCAGAGUCAGGACGGCAUUUUGUCUGCAGAUCAAACGCUGUGAGGAUGAUAUUGAACCUGAGGACUGCUAUAAUGGAAAUGGGACAACCUAUCGAGGAUUAGUCAAUAAAACAAGAAAGGGGAUUUCAUGUCAAAGGUGGACCUCAAAUAGACCUCACACCCCACGAGUCACUCCUCAGACACAUCCUAAUGCUGGUCUCGAGAAAAACUACUGUCGAAAUCCUGAUGGGGACAGUCAUGGACCUUGGUGUUACACUUUGGAUCCCAAAGUGCAGUGGGAUUACUGUGCCAUCAGUACUUGCAAAGGGAAUGAUAUCUCAGGAGAGCGGGAAGAUCCAGAUUCAGUUGAAUUUGACUCAUGUGGUAAACGGGUUGACCGGAUAUUUCAGACAAAAAGUCGGAUUCUAAGAGGCCAACCUGGAAACUCUCCUUGGACUGUCAGUCUUCACACCAGGGAAGGGAGUCAUUUUUGUGGUGGGACUCUUGUAAGCAGGAAUUGGAUCAUCAGCUCAAAGCAAUGUUUUCCCUCCUGUUACACUGAGUUCAGGGGCUAUACAGCCUGGAUGGGAACUAUCCUGAAAAAUCCCGGGCCUAAUGACCCAGACAAACAAGUAAUUUCCAUACAGAGGGCUGUCUGUGGACCAAAAGGAUCUAAUUUGAUCAUGUUGGAGUUGGAAAGCGCAGUUGUCUUAAACAGCCGAGUUGCUGUGAUCUGUCUGCCCCCUCAACGGUACAUUGUUCCUGAAGGGACCCAAUGUGAGAUAGCAGGAUGGGGUGAGACGCAAGGCACAGGCAAUGAUGAUGUUCUAAGUAUCUUGAAAAUGCCAGUAAUCAGUAACAAGGAAUGCAAUAAGUACUACGGAGGCCGCGUGGCUGAGAGAGAGAUCUGUGCUAGAACUGUUAUACGGGGAGCUGGAGCUUGUGAGCGUGAUUAUGGUGGGCCCCUUGCCUGCUUCACCAAUGACUGCUGGGUACUUGAAGGAGUCAUUAUUCCAGGCCGUGGGUGUGGUCGGCUAAGUCAUCCUGGGAUCUUUAUCAGAGUUUCAAUGUAUGUAAACUGGAUAAAAAAAGUCAUGGAGCUGUAAGGCUUUAGGUCAUGCUUACAAUGGAAGAUGCCAAAACCAGCAUCUACCCUGAUAUUACCACAUUGUCUCCACUACCCAGCAUUCCAUCAAUGCAUUGUUAAUGACAAUAAUCAGCUUUAACUAUUUUGCAGUUAAAAACUAAAAUGCAACUUGAUAGUUGAACCUCAUCAUGUUCAGAAGAACUUGCUGUUCAAUAGAUCUAUUAUUUUGGAGGAUGUAUAAUUAAGUAAUGAAUCAAUUAAUUUAUGUGUGAUACUUGUUCAAUGAGAGAUUUUCAAUAAUUACCGCUUUGCAAGAACAAAUAUAAAGAUACAAAAAAGCUAACUAGAUUUAAGUAAAAGAAUCAUUACUGCAUAACAGGUUAUUCAGCUCAUCAUACUGACGCCAGGGUUUUUGUCAGAGUAGUUGCAAUUUGUCUCUUUCCACAGUUCUUUUCUUGCUCUUUAUAUUUUUAAGCUUUCAAAUACAUAUCCAGUUUAUUUUGAAAGCCAUGAUUGAAUCUGCUUCCAUAUCCAUUCAAGCAGUGACUUGUUUCACCAAAAAGGAGGCACGAGGAAAAAGUUUUUUUUUAACUAAGUGAUUUAAAUCUGCGCCGUCAGGUUAUCAACCCUUCGGCAAUAGGAACACCACCCCUUCACUCUGUUUGAAACUUGCAUGAUAUUGAAUACUUAUAUUCAAAUUAUAUCUUGAUCUUCUUUAGUCUACGCAGAACACCCCAAAGCUUCUCCAGUCUGUCAGACCCGAAUAAUUCUAGUAAAUCACUUGUGCACCCUUUUAGUGGAUACUGCCCAGAAAUGAACACCAGUUUGUGGCUGAACUGGUUUUAUAGUUUCUCCAACACAACUUGCUUGCUUUUGUUUUCUAUUUAUAACCCUAUGAUCCUGCAUGCUUUUCUGACUUUCUCAAAAUAUCCUGAAAACUUCAUUUAUUUUAUGCAUGCAUAAUUUCAGAUUUGUUUAAUAAUAUGAGUCACACAACGUUCUAGUUAUCCCUGGGAUUGCUCAUGACAGUUCUUAUGAUACAUUGUAAAAACUGCUAUUUUGGUACACAUCAUUAUUUGAAAUCGUUGAUAUUUAAUCUUUCAUGUUGUUACAGUUUAAUCAGACUGUACUCAAACAAAUACAGUGUUUCUUGGAAUAAUGUACCUUAUUUUGUUCAUUGCAUUUAAAAUUUAAUUGUUUAAUUUCCAAGCAUCUUUGAAACACUGAGGUUUUGUUAUUAAACCUACUGCAGAUGAUGUAAUUAUAAUGAUGAAUUAUUUAAGUAUACCUUUUAUUUGCACACAUGAUAAUCGCUAACAUACACUCAAAAAUAAAUAUUCAGCCAGUCCAUUUUGCAGCUACUUGGAUGUCCUGGAUCAACAUAAUCUGCUUUGUAUAUUGAUUGGCACAGUGAAUAAAUAUUGGACUACACCAUGCUUGUUCAACAUUAAAUUCAUUAUUGCA
Molecule: messenger RNA, 3666 nt
Organism: Mobula hypostoma (lesser devil ray)
Lineage: Eukaryota; Metazoa; Chordata; Chondrichthyes; Myliobatiformes; Myliobatidae
Gene: mst1
Product: macrophage stimulating 1
Exons: 18
Coding region: 83-2221 (712 amino acids)
Biological process (GO): regulation of receptor signaling pathway via JAK-STAT; proteolysis
Molecular function (GO): serine-type endopeptidase activity; receptor tyrosine kinase binding
Source: RefSeq, a predicted model, not a curated record